ACCCUCCCUUUGUCGUUUUUACUAUGAUAGAUUAUGGCUCAAUAAACUAGUAAUCCCAAACGUGAAAACUGAUGAGAACUUAAAGUUUUGAAAUUCUUCGAGCAAAAACUUGUUUUAACUUUCGAUGUAAUGUUGUAGCGAGGGGAAAAGGUUAAAGGUGAAGGGAGACCACUGGACAUACGUUCAAAUUUACUCCCUUUCCGGGGGGAGACGUGAUUUGGGAGAACUAUUUGUUUUUCACCAAUAGUUUUGCACUUUCAUAUUCAAAAUGGAGGACGCGUGACAGUGCAAGUUUGUCAAUUUUAACUUGGAAUCGCUUUUUGGAUUGGUUUACCCGCUUUCUGCCUGUGUAAUGUUAUGUAAAUUAAACUGGACACACAAUUCUCCCUCGGCUACAUAUAGAUGGCCCAAAAGAAUCAUAGGACACCGAACAACACGCUCGCGAACGUUGUAGAAGGUGAAGGACAAUUUGAUUCAGAGAUCGACUCUAAUAGCUAUCAAAACGAUCCAUCGAGUUUUAGCACUGCAAUCGUUGGAGGAGGAGACGAACCUUAUUAUAGCGACUCUGAAAUUGCAUCAGGUGAACGAAAACCCUUGCUCGGCGGGUCUAAACGAACUAUGGAUAGAAUCAGCGAGUCUGAACACCCACCGAAUAACUCUAUAAAUGAUCCAGAGUUUACUGCGAUUAUCCGCGCUGCUGAACAUGCAAUCGACUGUGGAGUUUAUCCAGAGAGAAUAUACCAAGGAAGUUCUGGCAGCUAUUUUGUCCAUAAUAAAGAAAAAAAAAUUAUUGGUGUUUUUAAACCAAAAAAUGAGGAGCCUUAUGGCCAUCUAAACCCAAAGUGGACAAAAUGGCUUCAUAAGACAUGCUGUCCUUGCUGUUUUGGUCGAAGUUGCUUGAUUCCAAAUCAAGGAUAUAUGUCUGAGGUUGGAGCAAGUCAUGUGGAUGAGAAACUGGGCUUACAUAUUGUCCCAAAGACAAAGGUUGUAAGACUGGUUAGUGAUACAUUCAACUAUACUGGUCUUGAUCGAACUCUCGCAAGUUCAAAGAAACGUGCAGCAGAGAGAUUCCCAGACACAAUUGGAAAGCAUGUGAAACUUGGUUUGCCACCAAAGGUUGGAUCUUUCCAGUUGUUCGUUGAAGGAUACAAAGAUGCAGAGUUUUAUUUGAGAAAAUUUGAGAAUGAACACCUUCCUUCAAAGACAUUAAAUAAUUUCCAGUUCCAAUUUGAGAAAUUGGUUUGCCUUGAUUAUAUCAUCAGAAACACAGAUCGUGGGAAUGAUAACUGGCUUAUUAAAUAUGAUCGAACACCUCUCGUGACCAACACCAAAACUGAAGAAAAUACAAAUGAAGAGGAGGAUGACUGGAACCUAGUUGAGCCACCAGUGAUAUAUAUUGCUGCCAUUGAUAAUGGUCUAGCUUUUCCAUACAAACACCCUGACUCAUGGAGGUUAUAUCCUUAUCAUUGGGCGUGGCUGCCCUAUGCUAAACACGCGUUUUCCGAUGAGAUUCGUGAAGUGGUUCUGACCAAACUAGAGAACAUGGAUUUUGUGCAGGAAUUAGUUGAUGAUUUGUACCUGCUGUUCAAGGAAGAUCGUGGCUUUGAUAGAUCUCUUUAUGAAAAACAGAUGAACGUUAUGCGAGGACAAAUUCUCAAUCUCACCGAAGCACUGCGGCAAAAGAAGUCUCCCUUAGAGCUGGUUCAAAUGCCACCAGUUCUUGUGCAAAAGAAAAAACUAGACGGAAGGGUUCAUCGUUCACCAAACGAAACCUACACGCAAAGUUUCCACGAAAAGCGACCGUUUUUCUCGUGGUGCUAAGUUUUCACGUACCCACGACAUGAAAUUUUCUCGGAUCUACAAAAAAUUCUCGGAAUGAUCGCGAAUGAUACAUGAUUUCUGUGAACGAAUGAAAUUGAAUGUGAUAGGUUGAAAGCUCUUUUACUAUUGGGGCUUGUAAAAUUUGAACUCCUAAGGUUUUCAUCCAUGUUACCUUACUGGUAAACUUGUAUUAUGUUGAAGGGGCUCUCCUGUCUGUUUUUGCAUACAUAUUUUCUGUUUUCAGUCGCUCGCAUUUUAUAAAUUUCAAUGAUUGCGCAACCUGUUAUGACAGUCAUGCGCAGACAAGAGGUACGUAAAUGAGGAAAGGUUCCGUGGCACAGAAUAGAGAGUGCGGGGUAACUCACUCUCAGCUUUUGUUAAAGGUCUCUUUCGAGCUUGUAGUUCAGCGACAUUUAUUGCAAUCAACUGGUUUGGUAACGGCGGAUAAGCUAUUUUAGUGUGCUUUGAGGAAAAACCUUUGUUAUCGUGCAGUCGACUGGCCAGAAUAAUCGCGGGCAACAUGCGUGCGCGGUGCGGUAUGCGCAGAGAUAAAAAACUUAAAAGCGUCCGUUGAGUAGCGCUUCUGUGUAUUUCCUAUUCUCGUGUUUUAACCAUAAAUCUUUCUAAACAUAUUGUGGAAAUAGCUACUUCAAGAAAAAUCAAAGUAAAACUUCACGCCUGCAAAUCAACAGAAACAUGACUUUAUCAUAUUACAUGUUAUUUCAAUAAAGAGAGGCCAAAAACAACUUUAAAUACGUCAAGGGGCCAUUCAUAAAAUACGUGACGCUAUUUUGGCCAUUUUUUAAGACCCCCUCACCCCUAUGUGACACUGUGUGACGUUUUCCAAAAUACCCCAUAAAAAUUACGUGACUCCUGGCCAAAUACCCCCCCCCCAAAUUUAUUUAAGUAGCGAAAUAGAAAAGAGAAGUCAACCUCAACGGUGCGAAAAAAAAAUAUUUAGUGAUAUAUUAGAUGUAGCUACUCAAAACUUAGUAUAUAGAGGGGCAAUAGGCCCCUGCCAAUGGAAUACUUCAUGUGGCAGUCAAUUUAAUUUUAAAGCAUAUCCAUGUAUUGUCGAGAGUCUACAGAUA
Dendronephthya gigantea is the source of this 2912-nucleotide messenger RNA. RefSeq names its product phosphatidylinositol 4-kinase type 2-alpha-like. The transcript has 9 exons. The coding region runs from base 403 to 1821 and encodes 472 amino acids. Gene Ontology annotation, molecular function: 1-phosphatidylinositol 4-kinase activity. Lineage: Eukaryota; Metazoa; Cnidaria; Anthozoa; Malacalcyonacea; Nephtheidae. Gene Ontology annotation, biological process: Golgi organization; endosome organization; phosphatidylinositol phosphate biosynthetic process. The record is from RefSeq and is a predicted model, not a curated record. Gene Ontology annotation, cellular component: lysosomal membrane; endosome; trans-Golgi network.